This is a messenger RNA of Periophthalmus magnuspinnatus, 6754 nucleotides long. It is a transcript of the gene nphp3, whose product is annotated as nephronophthisis 3. Lineage: Eukaryota; Metazoa; Chordata; Actinopteri; Gobiiformes; Gobiidae. The record is from RefSeq and is a predicted model, not a curated record. Gene Ontology annotation, cellular component: mitochondrion. The transcript has 45 exons. The coding region runs from base 387 to 6548 and encodes 2053 amino acids. Gene Ontology annotation, molecular function: protein binding; oxidoreductase activity, acting on the CH-CH group of donors; flavin adenine dinucleotide binding.
UUAAGAUUACAUUUUUAACCACUCCUAUUAAGUCUUUCUUUACUUUUACAUCACCUAACUACGGUAUUAUUGUGUUAUUUAUUUGCAGUACAUGUCCGUCCGUGGAUAGUUAGGCGGUCCCUUUGCUUUCAAUCGCGUAAAGUUAGCAUUUAACACUAGCUAAGAAAACACUGUCCAGGUUUAGUGGAAAAACCUGAUUUAACUGUUAUCAAAUAGUUUAAUUUUAACUAAAACUAUGCAUACUUUACAUUAGCUCGACUUAAACUUCAGUGUUUUCCUCGAGGAUGCCCACCUGAACGUGCCUGUCCCGUUAGUUGUUGUGAAAAGGGGCUGGACAGUCAUCAUGGACACUCAAAAAAGUAGUUACCGUUAGAGUCUAAGCCAGGAUGGGCACGGCCUCCUCUCUGGUGAGCCCCGGCGAGGUGAUCGAGGAUGGGUACGGCGGGGAAGGGGGAGAAGCCUGCGAGAUACCGGUGGAGGUGAAGCCCAAAGCCCGUCUCCUCCGCAGCUCUUUCCGCCGGGGGCCCAGGGUGAUCGGGGCUAGUUUUAAGUCAACAGGCUCCGUGGACCUGGAGUACGCCGCGGAGUACGAGAGACUGCGCAAAGAGUAUGAGAUAUUCCGCGUGAGUAAAAAUAAUGAGAUCGCGUCCAUGCAGAAGAAGGAGGCCAAGUUGGAUGAGGAGAAUAAAAGGCUGAGAGCCGAACUUCAGGCACUGCAGAAGACUUACCAGAAGAUCCUUAGAGAAAAGGAAAGUGCACUUGAGGCGAAGUACCAAGCUAUGGAAAGAGCAUCUACUUUUGAACAUGACAGAGACAAGGUUAAAAGGCAGUUCAAGAUUUUCCGUGAGACAAAAGAAAAAGAGAUUCAGGAUUUGCUGCGGGCUAAAAGAGACCUGGAGGCUAAACUGCAACAGUUGCAAGCACAGGGCAUCCAGGUCUAUGAUCCAAAUGACUCGGACUCAGAUGAUAACCAGACUACUGUCACAGCUGCAGGGACGCAAUGUGAGUACUGGACUGGUGGUGUACUAGGAAGUGAGCCCUCUAUGGGUAGCAUGAUGCAUCUACAACAGACGUUCAGAGGACCAGAGUUUGCUCACAGUCUCAUAGAUGUUGAAGGACCCUUUGCUAAUGUUAGUAGAGAUGAUUGGGAUGCAGCAGUGGCCAGUCUCCUUCAGGUCUCCCCUCAUGUUCCCCAGGCUUUGUGGAGCAACACUGUACGCUGCUACUUUAUUUUUACGCAAGAAACCAAAGAUGAGCUUGACAUAUUUAUAAAGAAACACUCUCCUAAGCUGCGUAGGAUGUGCGAGGGUCUUGGACAUUUCUACCUGAACGUUUUCUUCCCAGAGAACACUGCUGGCUUUUAUGAUGCCGAGCGCAAACUGGAGAUUGAAAGAAGCUCAGUCUGUGUGCUGCUUCUAAAAUCUAAUGUAACCAGUGCGGUGGUGGAUGACUGUGAAGAAGCCUUUGUAAAGAAUCCUGAGGGACAUCCAUUGGUACUUUAUUUGAGAGCUGACCAAGACCAAAAACUGACCACAUCUUCCCGGCAACUGCUGGAAAGGAUUAAUACAGCAGACAAGACAGGAAAAAUUAAGGUUGUGGAUCAUUGCAGUUCUACAGAAGAUGGAGCAAAACUGAUUUAUGCUCAGCUUGAAAGAGUGAUCAAACAGGAGCUGUUGGGUCUUGAGGGAACAGAUGAUGACUCAAAGGAUUACGGGCAUGAGGAUGGACGAGAGGAAGAUUCUGGAGAUGUGCUUUGGGACCUGCAUGACGAGCAAGAGCAGAUCGAGUCAUACCAGCAGGCCUGCUGCAGCAGCAUCUCUCAGCUAGGCUUUCAGAAGUACAUUGACCGGUUAAAUGACAUGAUUGCUGCACCUCCACCCACUCCUCCUCUGCUUAUAUCUGGUGGCCCGGGCUCAGGGAAAUCUCUUCUACUUUCCAAAUGGAUUGAACUACAGCAAAAGCAAUCCCCCAACACAUUGUUCUUGUACCAUUUUGUUGGCCGUCCUCUUUCUACAAGCUCAGAGCCAGUUCUGAUAAUCAAACGCCUCACUGUCAAAUUGCUCCAGCACUUUUGGUCCAUUUCUGGCUUAUCAAUGGAACCUAGUAAGAUCUUAGAAGAAUUUCCUCGCUGGCUUGAAAGGCUGUCUGCACGCCACCAAGGAAAUAUCAUCAUCAUCAUUGAUUCAAUAGAUCAAAUACAGCACGCAGAACGGCACAUGAAGUGGCUGAUUGACCCUCUGCCUGUUAAUGUGCGAGUGGUGGUGUCUGUCAAUGUGGAGACGUGUCCGCAGGCCUGGAGGCUGUGGCCCACCCUUCAUUUAGACCCUCUGAGUCCCAAAGAGGUAAAAAGUGUUGUUAAUGCAGAGUGCCAAAAUGUGGAACUAAAACUUACCAAAGAACAAGAGAAGAAACUUGAACGGCAUUGCCGUUCUGGAUCCACUUGUAAUGCGUUAUACGUCACUUUGUUGGCAAGAGUCAUCACUAGUUUGUGCUGGCCUUUGGAAAAGAGUUUAGACCAAUGCCUACAAUGUCAGGACACCAUGUCACUUUAUCGGGUAGCACUAAAAAUGACACUGAAUUCACUCCGAACAGACAGAGAGCGACACAUUUUGAAAGAAAUUUUGUGCCUUACGUGUGCCAGCCACAAUGGGGUCAGUGAAUCAGAGGUGCUGGACUUUUUCCCUGAGCUGGAGCUUCCUAUGCUUUCCUCAUUACUUUUCCAACUCAAAAACCUGUGCAUUCUAACACUUCGAUGUGGACUCAUUAGGUUCCAACAUCUGCAGGCGUGGGAAGCUGUGAGAUCAGAAUUUUUGAGUGGAGGCAGCAAUACCUCCAUUUACAGAGAGAAGUUGAUUCAUUACUUUAACCAGCAACUAAGCCAGGACCAUGUCACAUGGCGCGUUGCCGAUGAGUUGCCAUGGUUAUUUCAACAACAAGAAGACAAGACCAAAUUGCAGCUCAGCCUUCUGAACCUCUUUGUCUCACAAAAUCUCUAUAAAAGGGGACAUUUCUCUGAACUGUUGGCAUAUUGGCAGUAUGUCGGUAAAGAUAAAAGUUCCAUGGCAACCGAGUAUUUUGACUCCUUGAAGCAUUAUGAGAAAAGCUGUGAAAGUGAAGACAGUAUGACCAAGUUGGCUAACCUCUAUGAGACACUAGGGCGUUUCCUGAAAGACCUAGGCCUCCCAAGCCAGGCUGUGGCUCCUCUUCAACGUUCCUUGGAAAUACGCGAGACUGCGCUGGACCCAGACCAUCCCAGUGUGGCCCGCUCUCUGCAUCAGCUGGCUGGAGUUUAUGUACAGUGGAAGAAGUAUGGAAAUGCCGAGCAGCUGUACAAGCAGGCCCUGGAGAUCAACGAGAACGCCUACGGAGCUGAACAUGCCAGUGUUGCACGAGAGCUUGAGUCCCUGGCUAUGCUGUACCAGAAACAAAACAAGUAUGAGCAAGCUGAGAAACUCCGGAAACGAUCAGUCAAGAUACGUCAGAAGACUGCUCGCCAAAAAGGGCACAUGUAUGGCUUCACAUUAUUGCGACGCAGAGCCCUACAGCUGGAAGAACUCACGCUGGGAAAAGACUCCACAGACUGCGCCAAGACACUCAAUGAGCUUGGUGUCUUAUACUACCUCCAAAACAACCUAGAUGCUGCCAAGAUUUUCCUGACUCGUUCACUGGAGAUGCGUCAGCGCGUUUUGGGGCCAGAUCAUCCAGACUGUGCGCAAUCACUCAACAAUUUAGCCGCCUUGCACACAGAGAGGAGAGAAUACGAGACGGCUGAAGACAUGUAUGAGAGAGCUCUGGACAUCCGCAAGAAGGCCCUGUCCCCUGAUCACCCCUCACUGGCCUACACACUCAAGCACCUGGCCAUGCUGUAUAAACGAAGGGGUAAACUGGAGAAAGCUGUCCCAUUGUAUGAACUCUCUUUGGAAAUAAGAGAAAAAAGUUUCGGACCCAAGCAUCCCAGUGUGGCCACAGCAUUGGUCAACCUAGCUGUAAUCUACUGCCAGCUAAAGAAGCACAGCGAUGCCUUGCCCUUGUAUGAGCGAGCCCUGAAAGUGUAUGAAGACAGUUUGGGUCGCUCACAUCCUCGUGUGGGAGAAACUUUAAAAAACCUAGCAGUGUUAAGUUAUGAGGAGGGAGAGUACGAGAAGGCAGCUGAACUCUACAAACGUGCUAUGGAGAUAAAGGAGGCGGAGCCAUCGCUGGUAUGUGGAAAUGCCCCGUCUCGCCAUUCCUCCAGUGGAGACACAUUCAGCCUCAAAGGACCUGUGCCCCUCCCUCAAGUGUCAAGUUUUGGUCAAUCCAACCCCACUUUCCUAAUCCAGGCUCCAACAAGAAGCUAUGUGCUCAGGAAGAAGCCCCCAGGAAAGCUCCUGCCAGGGGCACACAAGGUGGACAGAGAGUAUCAUGUGCAAAAGGCCCUGUUCUUGGCUGGCUUUCCUGUUCCCCAGCCUCUACUGCACUGCACUGAUACAGACAUCAUUGGAACAGAGUUCUACAUAAUGGAACAUGUAAAGGGCCGUAUAUUCCGGGAUGCCUGUCUCCCUGGACUGUCUGUCGCAGAGAAAACAGCUCUGUAUGUGGCUGCAGUUGAAGUGUUGGCAAAGCUGCAUUCUUUGUCAGUGGCAUCUUUGAAACUUGAAGGAUAUGGAAAAGGAUCAGGGUACAGCAGGAGACAGGUGUCCACCUGGACAAAGCAGUACCGUGCAGCUGCUCACAGAGACAUUCCAGAAAUGAACAAUCUUUCAGAUUGGCUGUUGAAAAAUCUGCCAGAUAAUGAUGAUGAAGUUACUCUUGUGCAUGGAGAUUUCCGGAUAGAUAAUUUAAUAUUUCAUGCCAAAGAGGCUCGUGUAAUUGCAGUGAUAGACUGGGAGCUUUCUACCACUGGCCAGCCAAUGGCUGACUUGGCCUACUUGCUCAUGCCUCACUACUGGCCCAAAGACCUUAAAAUCAUCAGCACAAUGGGCAGCUUCAAUGGAGUAGAAGGUAUUCCAUCUGUGGAGGACCUGAUCUCCAUUUAUUGUAAUUUUCGAGGGAUCCCAUCCUCAAUACCAGAUCUAAACUUCUAUCUGGCUCUAUCAUUCUUUAAAAUGGCAGGCAUUUCCCAGGGGAUUUAUGCUCGCCAUCUCCUGGGGAAUGCCAGUGCCUCAAAUGCUGCUCAGUUUGGCCAGUGUGUGGAGCCACUGGCUAUAAUUGCCUUGCAGAUUGCUCAGAGGUUAAUAUCAGCUCUGUGGUGUAAGAAAUCAUUCAUAUUUACAGCCUCAUUCACAUGUGUUUUUGUCAGGACUCUUUCGAACCCGACUAAAAACAGUGAAGAUCCAUUGUUCCGACAGACAGUGAAAGGACAAACAGUUCUCCAGCAGGUCAAAGACUUCAUGAGAGAAUAUGUUCUACCUGCACAAAAGGAGGUCCAAGAGUAUUACAUCAAACACGCAUACUCCCCGCAAAGAUGGCACACUCCUCAAAUCAUAAAAGACCUUCAGGUGAAGGCAUGGGCAGCCGGACUGUGGAAUCUCUUUUUACCUGCUGUCAGUGGUCUCAGUCAGCUGGAUUAUGCUUAUAUUGCUGAGGAAACAGGGCGCUGCCUCUUUGCUCCAGAGGUCUUUAACUGCCAAGCUCCUGAUACAGGAAAUAUGGAGGUCCUCCACAUGUUUGGUAGCGAGGAACAGAAGAGACUCUGGUUGCAGCCUUUACUCAAAGGGGAGAUCCGGUCCUGCUUCUGUAUGACAGAACCUGAUGUUGCCUCAAGUGAUGCCACAAACAUAGAGUGCACUCUUGACAGAGAUGGAGACAGCUAUAUUAUCAACGGAAAGAAAUGGUGGAUCAGUGGUGCUGGUAAUCCUGACUGUAAAAUAGCUCUUGUCAUGUGCAAAAGCAAACAACCGGAUGCAAGCAACAGACACAGCCACCACAGCACGAUCCUUGUGCCCAUGGACACACUAGGGGUGAUUCGGGUCAGACCGCUCACUGUGUUUGGGCAGGAUGAUGCUAUUCAUGGGGGUCAUUUUGAAGUACACUUUGAGAAUGUGCGUGUUCCCACAUCAAACAUAAUACUAGGAGAAGGCCGUGGUUUUGAAAUCGCACAAGGUCGCCUGGGUCCGGGCAGGCUCCAUCACUGUAUGAGGGCGGUGGGUCUGGCGGAGAUGGCGCUGGAGCUGCUCUGUGAACGCGCCGCUUCAAGGCGCACGUUUGGAAAGGCGCUCUACCAACACGAGGUUGUGGCUCACUGGAUAGCGAAGUGUCGCCUUAUGAUAGAGCAGACCCGUUUGCUGACACUGCACGCAGCCCAUGCGCUGGAUACAAAGGGUAGUCGGGCUGCACGUAAACAGAUUGCCAUGAUUAAAGUGGCUGCAGCUCAGAUGGUCUGUAAAGUGGUGGACUGUGCCAUGCAGGUGUACGGAGGAGCUGGGCUGUCUGGAGACUUUCCUUUGGCUCAAAUGUAUGCAUAUGCAAGAACGCUGCGCCUUGCUGAUGGACCAGAUGAAGUGCACCUCUCUUCUAUUGCUCAGCUAGAACUGAGAGAUCAACUGAAGAAAGCACAGGCCAAACUGUGAAGUAAUGCGACAUGUAUGGGGAUCCUGCAAAAUGCAAUUUUCAUUUGCUACCAAAUAAUGCCUUUUGUAGUUAACUAGUUAACAUUCUGAUGACAGCAUUUUUAUCUAUAAACAGACACUUGAUUAAAAAAAGAAUCAUGUUUAUUAGGAUUUCUUUUUCUAAUAUAAUCUACAAAACGGAAACUGACAGCAUGAAUAAAAGUUAU